Messenger RNA from Amaranthus tricolor (Joseph's coat), 857 nucleotides. RefSeq names its product basic transcription factor 3-like. NCBI's taxonomy places the organism in Eukaryota, Viridiplantae, Streptophyta, Magnoliopsida, Caryophyllales, Amaranthaceae. The record is from RefSeq and is a predicted model, not a curated record. The coding region runs from base 127 to 657 and encodes 176 amino acids. Gene Ontology annotation, cellular component: nascent polypeptide-associated complex; cytosol. The transcript is spliced from 6 exons.
AUGAAAGAACCACAGAUAUAAAACGCUGAACAUUUCCAGAUAAGUAGAAAGACCCUCACACUCCAUCCCUCUCCCCCUUUCUCAAUCUUACUGCCGUACUACCUCUACAAAUCCUUCUUACCGAAGAUGAAUGUUGAUAAGCUCAUGAAGAUGGCCGGUGCCGUCCGCACUGGUGGCAAGGGUACUAUGAGAAGAAAGAAGAAGGCUGUGCACAAAACUACCACCGCAGAUGACAAAAGAUUACAGAGUACCUUGAAAAGAAUAGGAGUUAAUGCUAUUCCUGCCAUUGAAGAAGUUAAUAUUUUCAAGGAUGACCAGGUUAUUCAAUUCAUUAACCCUAAAGUUCAAGCAUCCAUUGCAGCCAAUACCUGGGUUGUGAGCGGUUCACCCCAAACAAAGAAAUUGCAAGACAUUCUUCCUGGAAUCAUCAAUCAAUUGGGACCCGACAACUUGGACAACUUGAGGAAGCUGGCUGAACAGUUCCAGAAAAGAGCACCUAAUGCCGAUGGCAGUGGAGCAAAUGCUGAGGAUGACGAUGAUGUUCCGGAGCUUGUUGCUGGUGAGACCUUUGAAGCAGCUGCAGAGGAAGGACAGAAGUCUGAAGAAGUACAGAAAUCUGAGGAAGCUCAGAAGGCUGAGGAAGCACAAAAGUCUUGAGCUGUUUGUUGAUUUUGUGUGCCAUGCAUUAUAUUUCCAAAAUAUAUGCUACUUGUCCCUUUUUUGUUUGAUUUAGCAUUUUUGCUGAAGUUGUAUCAGACAAUUAGUUAAGCGACGUGUAUUGUAACCGGAGGCAAGUUAGAUUUACCAAGCGCGAUUGGUUCUAUUUGCAAUUCUAUACCAAUGAUUUUAAGUCUGUC